Gossypium arboreum is the source of this 1141-nucleotide messenger RNA. RefSeq names its product transcription termination factor MTEF1, chloroplastic. NCBI's taxonomy places the organism in Eukaryota, Viridiplantae, Streptophyta, Magnoliopsida, Malvales, Malvaceae. Gene Ontology annotation, biological process: regulation of DNA-templated transcription. Gene Ontology annotation, molecular function: double-stranded DNA binding. The transcript has a single exon. The record is from RefSeq and is a predicted model, not a curated record. Bases 301 to 1098 code for a protein of 265 amino acids.
CUAACUUAAUCGACUAAUUCAUUUCUCCCAAUUCCCAAAAGCUAAACCAUUACACUGUCGAGUGUCGAGUGCCGAUCUCCGACACAGCUACCACAGGCCAGACAGCCACACCAAUCACCAUCAUGGUCGUCAAAUGACUCAAAUCUCAAAUUCUUGCAAGAAGGAUUUGUUACCUACCCAUGCAAGAAGCAUAGUCCAUAAACAAGUGGCUUAUGUGGCACCAUAGCUUCAUACGUGCCUUAUCUACUUGCUCCUUUAUCUACUUCCAAUAAACGCAGCCUAACCAAACACAAAUCCUCAAUGCAGCUUCCUUGUCUCCACAUCCCGCCACCCAAAACCCCUCCGCCGCCGCUCUACCUCAAAUUCCGCACAUCUCACCGCGAAAACCUCCGCUACCUUAAAGCCAUAGGCAUUAUCCAUCCCAACACCAACCCUCGCAAUCUCCCAUCCCCUCAAACCGCCGACUACCUCAUCUCCACCGUCAACUUCCUCAAAUCCAAAGGCAUCCACGAUACCGAUUUCCCUCGCCUUACCUUCCUUUGUCCCCAACUCUUCUCCUCCAACUUCUCCACCUCCGAAAUCGAACCGGUUUUCGAUUUCUUAACCACCGAUCUAAACGCCACCGCACAAGAAUCCCGCGGAUUGAUCGUUCACUGCCCCUACAUCUUAUUCUCAGACGUGGAAUACUGUUUGAAACCCACGGUCGAGUACCUCAAAGGACUGGGCGUCGAGAAACUGAACGAGCCGAGCAAACAGAAGGCGUUUCUAUUGAACACGAGGGUGGAUAAAUUGAAGGCUAAGAUCAAGUUCUUGAGGAGCAUAGGGUUGAGAUACGAAGAAGCAGCGAUGGUUUGUGCGAGGAUGCCAGCGAUAUUUGGGUACAAUGUGGAGGAUAAUUUGAGGCCGAAAUAUGAGUUCUUAGUGGGGGAAAUGGAGAGGAGCUUGGAGGAAUUGAAGGAGUUUCCGCAGUAUUUUGGGUUUAGUUUGCAUAAGAGGAUUGAGCCAAGGCAUUGGCAUUUGAAACACAGGAAUGUUAGGAUUAAAUUGAAUAGGAUGUUGUUAGGAGGUGAUGAUAGGUUUUAUUCUAAAUGGAAAUGAAAUUUGGAGGGUUUAAAUUACAAAUAUACAAUAAUUUACAAAA